Messenger RNA from Populus euphratica (Euphrates poplar), 2301 nucleotides. RefSeq names its product disease resistance protein RPM1-like. The transcript has 2 exons. The record is from RefSeq and is a predicted model, not a curated record. The coding region runs from base 523 to 2172 and encodes 549 amino acids. NCBI's taxonomy places the organism in Eukaryota, Viridiplantae, Streptophyta, Magnoliopsida, Malpighiales, Salicaceae.
AAGAAUGAAUUUUAUUCCUUGAGAUGUGUAAAUGGGCGACCUUGCUCAAACUCUCUUUAGUUUAGAGUUUACCCUCCUUAGUGGAUGGUGUCAAUAUUUCAGCUUCAAAAAUGAUAGUCGUGUGAUAUUUCCAUGUCGGCCACCAAAGAGUGGGGACGGAGUCGGAGUCUCGGAGAGGAAUGAGCAUAGAGCGGCGAGCAAACUCCUGAUGGCAUUACUGUUUGGCGGGCCAUGACGUGUUUAGCUUAUCUGGUGGUGGUUGUGGUGGGGAGAACUAAUUUUCAACAUUAGGAGAUAGUCAAGAGUGCGCAAAACUUUCUACUAUUAUUGUAGGUAACUAGAUAAACAAGCCAAAAUCUGCAGCAUCCCUUGACAGAUGUUGAAAUCAAGGCUAUUGGAUAGGUUGGAAAGUUGGGAGUAUUAGAUUAGCCGAGCAUUAAUUUCUUCAUCUCCAGCCCACUCAAGCACAGGAAGCAACUCGGCAAGGUGCAAAUUAGGACUUGGUUGAGCUGAUAUCGAACCAUGCCUUACUUCAAUUGCACUCAAGAGAUAGGUAAGCUUGACUUGGUUCCUGAGGAAUUUCAUGGAAGUAAAUCUCAAGCUGGUGUUGUUCCAAGUACAUCAACAGCAGUAGGAAUAAGCUCAUCAAGAGUCGCUGACAACACAGGUGAGAGUUCUUCUUCAGAAACUUGCAAAUCAAAUUAUGAAAAGCUUCCUGAUUAUCUUAAAUCCUGCCUAGACUACUCGUCCUUUGUUACCAAGAGACAUCCUGUAGAGAUAGGAAAACUAGUUCGGCUUUUGUUGGCUGAAGGUCUUAUACAAGACAAGCCAGGGGAUAGCAUGGAGGAUGUAGCAGCAAAUGUUGUCAAGGAAUUGAUUGACCUAGGAAUGCUUCAAGAAGUACACGAUGGGACUGAAGUAAAAGUCCCUGCCUCUUAUCUCCAGUUAUCUAUUCUUAAAUUGGAGAAACAAUAUUUUGUUUCUAAAACUGCAAAUUCACCUGUUCGUUUGGAGAUCAGAGAUGAUGGAAGGGAUAUCUUUCCUAACGUCGAAGGCCGUCUGGUUCGAUCUUUAUUUAUAAUCACUGCCGAACGCCGUCAUUAUUCUAUUGGUUCUACCGGAUGCCUCUCGCGGGCCUAUAUGAGAAAUGUUUGUGGGAUGCGGUUUCUGUUGGUGUUGGAUUUGGAUGGCAAGAUAGCGUACUUGCCUGAUGAAGUAGGAGACUUGAUUCACCUGAGUUACUUGGGCUUGGCUAACUCGGAUCUAGAUGAGCUUCCUCGGACUUUAGGUAAUCUUCAAAAGCUGCAAACUUUGGAUAUAAGAAUGUGUGGGAAACUGAGCAAACUACCAAUAGAAGUCCUGCAUAUCCAACAGUUGAGACACCUUCUAAUGUCCAAAAGCUUUGAUGAUUGUGAAAUUAGAGUUCCGGAGGGAAUUGGAAAACUGGUAAAUCUCCACACUUUGUCUGGUAUUUAUGGUGGAGACGGGAUUGCUAGAGAAUUGAGUGCCUUAACUCAGAUAAAAGAUCUUGGCGUUAAGCGUGUGUCUGCCGAUCAUGCUAGUGAGUUGUUUGCAGCAAUAAAGAAGAUGGAAAGCCUCGCGUCCCUCUCGUUAGAAGCAGAGAGAUGCUUUUUUGAAGAAACAAAUUUUACUCUUUUUCCUGAAUUGGAUGCAUUUUCUCCUCCACCUCUUCUUCAAGAGUUCUAUUUACAUGGGGGCUUAAUUGAGAUUCCCAUGUGGCUUGCCUCCAUGGAAAACCUCACCCGUCUAACUUUAUCCUUUUCUUAUUUAUCGGAGAAUCCAACCUCAGUCCUUCAGUUGCUUCCGAAAUUGAAGCAUCUCAGCCUCUGGGAAGCCUACAGAGCAAAGCUCAUUGGUAAAGAAUUUUGCAAUGCAGGCGGUUUCCCGGCUCUGGAAACUCUCACGAUUGCUUCUGAGUUCCUGGUGGAGUGGACUGAAAUUGCAACUGGGGCUUUUCCAAGUUUAAGAUCUCUUAGUUUUAGUUGUUGUUCAAGCUUGAUUUUUCUCCCUGAAGGCUUGCAGAACAUUUCCACACUUCAGGAGCUGCAUUUGGGCAGCCUGCAUCCAGACCUUGCAAGGCGAUUGGAAGGUGAGGAGAAUUACAAGAUCAAACACAUUCCAAAGAUCUUCCGCGUGUUAUUGCCCUUUUAACUAGAAUUUAUGUCACAUGCUUUUAUUAUUCGUAUUAAUCUCUUUUAAUGGAAUGUGUGAGGUAGUAAUAUAUUACAAAUUAUUUAACAAUAUUAAGUAUUAAUAAACAUUUUUAUAAAUUUAAAAUAA